CGAUUCCGCUCAUAUGAAACAAUUCCUCACAGAAGAGUUUUACGCCGAAGACCUUGCGACAAUGGCGCCAUGUCUAUCUAGUGCAAAUUUCCACCCGUUACACCAACGACGGGUAAAAGACUGAAAUGAUCAUCACCGAAGAACCUUGCUUACAUCUAGUAUGGAUUCACAACCGCAUAUUCAUCAAACCUCUCCUAAGGUAUCUACUUUCGCAUGAGUUCUGGGAACUAUAUUUGAGCGAGGAUUCAAACCGACUAGGAGACUGUCGGACCAUACAUCAUGUGAAUGUGAGUCAGUCGAAGCAGUAUCUGCAAAGCUUCAACAAGAUUUCUGUGGACAUAUUGACACCUAGGCUGACACUUGCCUCCUUUGGCCUAUUCACCUUAGUACUCGGCCAAAUUAAGGACUUGGACGUGUUAGGGGGAUAUGGCUUUGGCGAGCUAAGAUUGACACAACUUAAUUUCCAUGCCCCUCUGUUCCUUUGCAAGUUCCACUUCGAACAGGUAUAUGGGCAAUACGGAGUUUCUUGUGGGCGGCUCUAUAGACUAUACUCGUUUUAUUCGCUGUAGUGCUGAUUAUUUUAAAUUCC
Molecule: messenger RNA, 589 nt
Organism: Lindgomyces ingoldianus
Lineage: Eukaryota; Fungi; Ascomycota; Dothideomycetes; Pleosporales; Lindgomycetaceae
Exons: 3
Coding region: 126-569 (147 amino acids)
Source: RefSeq, a predicted model, not a curated record